AUGGGGAAAGGCAGAAGAAGAGGUGUACCGAAAUCCGCGGUGCAUACAUUGGAGUUCAAGAACUGGUUAUCCGAUGAUGAGGAAGAGAAGCCAAGGACUUUGAUCCCUGCGCCAAAGUGGAAAUGGCUCAAGCCUGGUAUAGUGAAGGGCAGACUUUAUGGCGGAUGUCUUCCUUCUCUGGUUCAGCUUUGCGGGACUAAGUAUCUGCCUGACUAUACAGGUCGAGUUCUGCUUCUUGAACUACCAGAGGGCGACAAGCCAGGGACUCCUUCCUCACUCAAUACUGCUCGGUCUGCGAUGGCUGACUUGCGUAAUUCUGGCAUACUCGAGAAAGUCGCUGGUAUCGUUGUUGGAUGUCCAUAUAUGUAUGACGAGAAGAUGACUGCUGCAUUCGAGAAGAUGCUCAAUAGCCAAUGUCAUGAUCUAGACAUUCCGAUACUGGCAGGCGUUGAUACCGGACAUUCGGAUCCUAUGCUUACCUUGCCUUUAGAUGCAAUGGUGUUGCUUGAUUCGGAAGCUCAAGAAGACGAGCAGUUCGUAAUACUGGAAGAGGUCGUCAAGACAUGA
Aureobasidium vineae is the source of this 567-nucleotide messenger RNA. NCBI's taxonomy places the organism in Eukaryota, Fungi, Ascomycota, Dothideomycetes, Dothideales, Saccotheciaceae. The record is from the annotation of a GenBank genome assembly.